Messenger RNA from Adineta ricciae, 1293 nucleotides. The record is from the annotation of a GenBank genome assembly. Lineage: Eukaryota; Metazoa; Rotifera; Eurotatoria; Adinetida; Adinetidae.
AUGGGUCUUGGUGGUAGUAGUUUGAAUAUUCCUGGUGGUGGUUCCGAAGGCUUUCAUGUUCUACGCGUUCAAGAGGGUUCACCGGGACAUAAGGCUGGAUUAGAACCGUAUUUUGAUUUUAUUGUCACUAUAAAUGAUAUUCGACUAAAUGCUGAUGAUGAUAAACUGAAAGAAGCUCUGAAACAGAAUGUUAAUAAAUCAGUCGAAUUGCUUGUAUACAAUAGUAAAACUCAAACAGUUCGACAAGUACCGUUAACUCCUCAUGAAAACUGGGGUGGACAGGGUUUGCUUGGUUUGAGCAUCCGUUUCUCUUCGUUUGAAAAAGCAAAUGAAAAUGUUUGGCAUAUACUCGAUGUUCAACCUCACUCACCGGCUGCUCUCGCUGGUUUACGUUCAAAUUCCGAUUAUAUUAUUGGAGCGGACACUUUAUUGAACGAUUCGGAAGACUUCUAUGCAUUGAUCGAAUCAAAUCAAGGCAAGACAUUGAAGUUGUACGUUUACAAUAGUGAUAGCGAUUCAACACGUGAAAUAAAUCUAACACCAAAUAUUGGCUGGGGUGGCGAAGGUAGUCUUGGCUGUGGCAUUGGCUACGGAUAUCUACAUAGAAUACCUAUUCGAACGACGAAUUCAUCACCAAUAACAAAGUCGAAUCCGUUGGUUACGAACAAUGAUAAAGCGCCAUCGCUUUCAACGAUUCCACCACCGAAUGUGAAUGGAACAACGAAUAUGAGCUUUACGUUACAACCAGCAAAUAUGCCACCACUGACAGUCACUAUGCCAAGCAUACUUGUACCACCACAAGUGAAUUCGACUGUUCCGACAGCUGCAGUAUCAAACAAUGAAACAGAAGUGACAAGUAAUGCUACACCGCAGUCAGUGCCAGCCAGUAAUUCCAAUCAAUUAUCGAAAGCUUUUACUGAUAUGACGCUCAAUACAUCAAUGAACAUACCACCGUUCUAUACACCUUCAAAUCCUUCGGCAUUACCGCCAAAUUUUAACAAUAUUCAACAUCCACCCGUUUCAUUUCCAUCAUUUCAACAACAACCACAACAACAACAAUUAACAAAUACCAUGCCCUCUUUUCAACCACCACCACCACCAGCAACAAUCCCUCCCUUCAAUUUCAAUAUGCCAAAUUCUCAACAAUCAUAUUACCAACCCGUUCCUCCUUCUCAACCGCCGUUUCAAUUCAAUCCCUCUCCAGUCAAUAACUUUCCCUUACCACAAUAUACCAAUAUUAACCAUGGUCAUUCGCAUGAAUGUGCCGGCACUGGCCAUGGUCAUAGUCAUUAG